Messenger RNA from Protopterus annectens (West African lungfish), 7111 nucleotides. It is a transcript of the gene BMP6, whose product is annotated as bone morphogenetic protein 6. The coding region runs from base 801 to 2105 and encodes 434 amino acids. Gene Ontology annotation, cellular component: extracellular region. Gene Ontology annotation, biological process: SMAD protein signal transduction. The record is from RefSeq and is a predicted model, not a curated record. NCBI's taxonomy places the organism in Eukaryota, Metazoa, Chordata, Ceratodontiformes, Protopteridae. Gene Ontology annotation, molecular function: growth factor activity; cytokine activity. The transcript is spliced from 7 exons.
GAUGUGGAAGCUGCUGACCUGCAAAACAGAAAGGAAAAACUGUGGGGCAGUGCAGGCUCACUGAAAGUGUACGCCAAAUUUCAAUACACAGUAAUUGAGGAAACACCUGAGUAUGUCAGUUUGGAGAUAAUAAAGCACAGUUGCAACGCUUUCUGUAGGAGAAGAAUACUCAAUUUAUAACAGUGGUUAACGAAAUAAUCCCACACAUUGUGCAUAUCAGGUCCUUAAAACGUUAAUAAAGGUCUGCUCUGGAGGCAAGAAAAUAGGGAGAGAAUUAACUGAUAUAUGCAUUCCUUGGAGUGUUAGAAUGCUGAUUUACUGCCACCGAUUUAAUGUGGAAGGCUUUUAAGAAAUGUAACAAAUAUUUCCUAACAGCGGUCAGCAGAUUACCCGCUGAUCACCUAGCGUUGAUUUGACGGUAGACUUGGUUGGCAGUGGGCACUGACCUGACGGGGACACAAUGUUUGAAAUAUAAUUUACCCUGAAAAAGGAACCGAGAAUCAACAAACCUGGACAAAGGACCUGGGCAAAGUGUACAAACAGGAGCUGGCAGACAAAGUUUGCUAAGAAAAAGAGCCGUGGGUUCAAGUCUAAGCGCUGAACUUACUUGCACGGUGCGCCCUUGUAAGUAGCCAGUGGGUUGCUGGUCCGAUCUUUACGCAGUUAUCCUGUUGGCACACUGUACUGCCCAGUGAUUGCCACCUCCUGUCUGGCUGGGAUCUACACUGAGAUAUUGUCCAAGGACUGACUGAGUGCAGUAUAAGUAAGGGAGAUCACAGCACUUGCACCGUUGUUGGAUCAUGGCUCAUAGUUUUGGAGGUGUACUUAUUUGGGGAUGUUGUUGUUGGCGGAUUUUUCUUCUGACAGUAGCCGGUAGCAGUAAUUUACUAGUGGACAGCAACAAUGAGCUGCAUUCAAGUUUUGUUUAUCGCCGAUUGAAAAGCCACGAAAAGCGCGAGGUGCAGAGGGAGAUAUUGUCAGUGUUGGGGCUGCCCCACCGACCUCGACCGCACGUACAGCCUGGCAAGUACAACUCUGCCCCUCUCUUCAUGCUGGAUCUGUACAACUCCAUGACAUCUGGUCAGCGAGAUGCCGAAGAGGAAGGGGAGGAUGAAGCAUUCUUCAGUGAAUACAACAGCGGUGGGACUACCACACCAAAUUCCCAACUUCCCAGCGUGCAAGACAGUGCAUUUCUAAGUGAUGCUGACAUGGUCAUGAGUUUUGUUAAUUUGGUUGAGAAUGAUGGAGAGUUUUCAUCUCACUGGCAACAUUACAGAGAAUUCAAAUUUAACCUGUCCCAGAUACCAGAAGGAGAGGCAGUGACAGCAGCAGAGUUUCGCAUCUAUAAGGACUGCACUAGAGGGGGUUAUGAAAAUGAAACUUUCCUUCUCAGCAUCUACCAGGUUUUACAGGAGCAACCCUACAGAGAUACAGAUCUGUUUCUGCUGGAUUCACAAACAAUAUGGGCUUCCCAAGAAGGCUGGCUUGAGUAUGACAUCACAGCUACCAGUAACAUGUGGGUUAUGAAUCCUCAGUAUAACCUGGGAUUGCAGCUGAGAGUGGAAACUACAGAAGGUCACAGUAUAAAUCCCAGGGAUGCAGGUCUGGUAGGAAGAGAUGGACCUUAUGACAAGCAACCAUUCACAGUAGCCUUCUUCAAAGCAAGUGAGGUGCAUGUUCGAACCACACGAUCAACAAACAGGCGCAAACAUCAGAAUCGGAAUCGUUCUACACACACUCAAGAAGUCUCAAGAGUCUCCAAUGAUGACUAUAACAGCAGUGACCUAAAGACAGCAUGCAGGAAGCAUGAACUUUAUGUCAGUUUCCGAGAUCUGGGGUGGCAGGACUGGAUAAUUGCACCAGAAGGGUAUGCAGCCAAUUAUUGUGAAGGCGAGUGUUCCUUUCCACUAAAUGCUCACAUGAAUGCUACAAAUCACGCAAUUGUUCAGACUCUGGUUCACCUAAUGAAUCCAGAAAAUGUACCCAAGCCAUUCUGUGCACCUACCAAGCUAAAUGCCAUUUCAGUUCUCUACUUUGAUGACAACGCCAAUGUUAUUUUAAGAAAACACAAAAAUAUGGUAGUCCGAGCUUGUGGAUGUCAUUGACUAGAAAAAGGAGUACUUCUAGAACAGCAGGCAUUUAAGAAAAAGUCAAGUUUGUCGAUAACAUUGUGUCAUUGUACUGGCAAGGAGAUGUACUUGUACUUCGUGCCUUUCUAAAGCCUCAGUCAAAAGCCUGCAAUCUUCUGUAUUCAUCCAAUGAAGUGGAAGUGCACGCAACAAUAUGAAUGGCAUUUUACCCCCUUAAGUGAAAAGGGUGUCUAGUGUGACACAUUGAGAAGACAUUUUAAAUGUACUGCUAUUGUGUAAUGCUGAAAAUAACAGUCUGUGGAACGUUGCAAGUUGAUUUCUUAUCUAAAGCUUGUUUUGGUACCAAAGUACAUAUGAAGCAUAGCAUUAUACCCAUAUGUUUUUUUUCUAUGCGUUUUGUGGAGGGAUCAUGUUCUCACAGGGUUGCAGUAGAGGACUUUAUUUCAUGCAUCCUACUUUUCUCCACAGCAUCAGGCAGUACUACAUGAAGAUCAGUCUUUAUUGAAGCUUGUGCAUUUAUUGUUGGACUUCUCUCCUUCCCCCAUCACCAUACAAACUCCAGCAUCCAUCUAGAUGAAGCUCUUCAGGCAGCUAGCAUUUUUUCCUUCAGUAAACCUUCCAUCAGUCUGUUUAAGCACUCUUUUGAAGAACAUUAAUGUUACAAAAGUGCUAACAUGGUCUUUAUACAGAUCAUUUGGACACGAGAAAUGAAAACAGAAUGUACACAAAAGCUAAAAAGGAAAUGUUAAUAUACUUGUUUCUACUCUUAACAGAAAAUCAGUGUUUUAUCUGUAUUACAAAACAAUGUUGAAUAAGAGAAAUACCUUUGUAUGUGACUGUUUAUCUUUAAGUACAGAAUUGAUGGUUGUCUCCUCGCUUUUUCCUGUAAACACUUGGAUGCAUUUACUAAACAUAAUUUAUUACAUUAACUAUCAUUUUGUCUCACCUUGUUUAUAAAUUAAACACUUCAGUACUUUUCUGAAAAAAUUUAUUUUAUAAAUCUGUAGAGAAUGUCAUAUAAACACAUAUUUUUAUACAAAGUCCUGAAGCAACAUUUUUAGUACAAUGCAAACAUUCAGUGAAGUCAAAGUAAAAAGGGUCAACUAUAACCAUACCUUGUGUUACCCAGAAAGAUUUUAUUAAUAGUUUUUAAUGGCACUUUGCCUGUCUAGCACUUGAACGCCUUAAUGGAAAAUAUAAAAACAUCACAAAAUAUGUUGCAGAAGACUGUCAGUUGAUUUAAAACUACUACUCAAGUGAUAUACACACUUCCAACAACUGUAGAGAGAUCUAUUGCUAUGUGAUAUGUGACAGCUUCAGCAAGCUGACAAUAAGAUGAAAUGGAAAUACUACACGCAUUCAGAUAUUUCUAACCACACUACUGUGGCCGUCUAAAUAAGCUCUGUAGAGAGCUCCUUGUGACAUUAACAGGACAACAGACAAACCUAUGGCUUUUCUGUCCAUAAGAACUUACAGGAAAACUCCACCCUCACGUUUUUACACUGAUGAGCCUCCCUGUAUUACUCCAGUGCAGGAAAAUGACCAGAAAAUAUUCACUUCUGUGUGCAAAAAAAUAAGACCCACCUACAAUUACAGUUGUACAUUGUCUGGCAGACCCAUUUAUAUGAAGUACCCUUGACAGAAGGAAAUUUGUAGUUUCACCCCUUAGUUACAGCCCACAAUUUUAAAUAGCCAGUCUACUGUCUGUGUGAGGUCAGCAGCUAAGAAAAAUGCAUAUGGUUUGGGAACUUAUUUCCCCUCUGUGCUGCUUAACAGAAUUAAAACAUGACAUGUGACAUUAUAAUGAGCUGCAUAUUUUUGUUAAUUGUCCAUGGUUCUUGGAAAUCUUAACUGCACAUAGCAAGGACCAUUUUUUUUAAACGCUAAACUUUUUUGAAGAUUAACAUACAUCAAGUAAUCUCGCAGUUAUAGCCUAUAUAAAAUAUUUCAGCAUGCAAUGUUAAAACAUCACAUGGCUAACUUUUAUAAAAGCUAAAACAAUUGGAUUUGCCAUCAAUACAGUACUGCAGCAUCGACUCUCAUUCAGAAUGGACUAAGCAAUUUUCUGUAGCCCCACCAUUACUGCUAGUAACUGGAUUACUAUUUUUUAAACUUUAAUAUUCUGAUGCCUUACAUGGAUCAGUUCUCCUGCAGUUGUAGCACUUAUACAAUAAUUAAUCCUACAUCAGCCUGGUCAGUUAUAUGAAGAAGAUAAAAACUACAGCAAUAUUUGACCAAUGUCACACAUUAGGAAAACAAUGCCUACAAACUUUUUUGUACUCCUCAGUUUAGCUUUUGCAAAUAGCCACAUCAUAACCAUCCACAUUCUGGAGGUUGUAGCCUCUUCUGAUGUGGGUAUACAGAUGCGGCUGGUCAUGGGAGUGCAGUGAAUUUGGCUGCGAGCAAACAGCUAAAUUACUUUACUGUGGCCAUUAUGGCUCUUACUUUCUUCAUAAUCAUACUUUAAGUAUACACAGAGUGGCUAUCUUUAUGGUGGCAGGCUGCAUGAAAAGGAAGGAAGGAGUACUAAAUAUCAUCACUGUCAAACAACUCUUCAUAGAGAUUGUUGGAGGGCACUGUACAAAAGAGUUUGAUAGCAACAAGUCAAAGCACAGUACUACAGUCCAUUUGUUUCAUUUUCUUCAGAAUCAAAACUUCACAAAAGGUAAAAUGAGUUUGGAGUUUAUACAGAAAAUAGCUAUCAUUAUUUUGGUAAGUAGGGUAGCUACAUGAUCACUUAAAUGGUCAAUGAUGUGGCUCACUGGGGGACCAGGGUAUAUGUCGUAGAACAAGGUGAAUUGCAGUACUGUGGACAGUUCCACUAUAUUUUACAGUGUGGAAGGUACCCUACAGUUUCAGGAAGAUGAAAUAAUCCUGUCAAAGCUUCAAAUGAACAAAACUCCCAAUAAAAGUAUAGCAUGGGCCAUCCACCCACACACACCUUACUAAAAUACACUAACUCCACUGUUGCACAAUUGGGAAGAAAAAAGAAACAGAAAAGGAAUCAUUGAACACGCAAAGUGCGUUGCAAGUGAUUGCCUAUGGAAUCAAUGAAUAGAAUUUAUCAGCCAGUUGACAAGUUUGUUUCCUGCCCACUUUACAUAACUUAACAACCGCGGACAUUGGACUGAUGCAACUUCUAGUAUUUGUUGUACUUUUGAAAACCAGGCAAGAGAAUACAUUUUUCAGCUUUCAAGCUGUUACUAUGUUAAAAAUUUCACAGCAACUGUAAUGCAAGUGUCCCUACAUUCAAUUCACAAGACAAGUACACACUUUUACUUUUUCUCACAGGGGGGUGAAUAUACAAUAAAUACAAUCAUAUCAUUUUGCUUCUUGUAACAAUCAAAAGGACUAUGCAUCACUCUCAGAAAGCAAUGUUUUCCAGCAUUUGAAAUGUUAGUAACUUGAAAUGAACAGUACCCAGGAAUUGGCCUGACAGCACAGUAAUUUGCUACUGGUGAACCUAUAAGUACUAAACAGAGAUUCUAAUCGAACAGCCAGAUUUGGUGUUAAAAACUUCACUGCAAAAUGUCAAAACUAUUUCAGGGAUAAUCAAUAAAUCUAAAACCAAUGAGAACAGAGCAAUUUAGCCAGAUGAACACAAACCAUAUAUAGGCUGACCGGCAAUUCCACACCACACAAGCCAAACAAUGGAUUACAAGUAGUUUAAUAAAGACAGUUAAGCAUUUUCAUCCUGUAGGACUUAAUCAGAACUGAAAAAUAGUGUACAUAACGCAUUUAAAUAUAAAAUGAAAUGAAAUCAUGUGAUUAAAUCCAUCCACUUUCAACAUUAACACCUAUUAAACAUUUAAUAAAUAAAUCUGUAUUAGAAUUGCUUUAACUCUAUAUAAGUCUAUGAAAAUGUAUGUUUAAAAAUCUUCCAAAAUUCAAGAUGAAUAUAUAAAAGAAAUUAAUAAAUGCAUGACAAAACCUGACUAUUUAAAAUCACGCUUAGCAGCAUGCUAUUUUAAAAUGCUCUUUAAAGAAACAGUUAUUUAAAGCUAGAUGUUCAUUUGCAUUACGUUUUAGCUGCUACAAUUCACUGUACUUGAGGGCAUGUUCCCAGGGACCACUCUUGAGUUUUGUAUAACCUGCUACAAAACUGUGAAAAAGAAUGCAUUACCAGUGGCACAUUCUAACUUGUGCUUAAACAAGGGCAUUGUAUCUUAGUAGUAGUAAUGUUCUUUGAUUCUUGUCCUUAAUUUGAAUUCAGUUUUACCAACAUAGAAACAAUAACAAUCACAGAAAGCUAAAUACACUACCCCUUUACUGAAGUGAAAGUAAAUUUACGUUUGAUAGUAGAUAAAAACAGUUCACUUCCUAUAUUAUUUUGCCCAUAUGUCUCAGAUUUGUUAAUUUCUUAGUAAUUGGUACAAAGAUGAUUACCUUUAUUUUAUUUUUCUUUAAAAUUAGCGUACCUUGAAAAAGUAACACGAUCUAGUACCAAGUUUUCCUCUCAAAAAAUUAUCAUGGGAAAUAUUCUAAUUAUUACAUACUAAGGACUUUUACAUAAUAUGGUGACUAUCCUUGUUACACUUAAUGCAUAGGCUAUUUUCAUAAUCCUGUGUCAUUUCUUUGCCAGCUUCAUUGCUGUAAUUAUAAAUUAAACCUGUCCCUAAGAUAGGUUUAAAUCUACCUUGUCUAUUCUGUAUAAUCUCAUCUUUUAUACUAGUGAGCACGUAUAACGGAUAGUCCCUUGCUAAAAACAUUCCAAUUAUUCUCAGUAUUGGAAAAUUGAUGGGUGAAUUUUAAAAACACUGUAAUGGAAUUAAUAUAUAUAACAAAAUUAGCAGCUGGACUCAACUACGCUUCCAAAUUCAUCCAGGAAGUGUAACACUGUUACAAUGUGUUGGGAAAUUAGGAUUAAGUGUAUAUUUCUUUUACCAAACCCAUAUUACCAAGUCUACAAAGAGAGGGGCACUUGGCCAUUCCUCUAAUCUGCCUGAAGUACUCACCCCUCAAAAUAAAUAAAAUUGUUAUUCAAGAUAGCUUCCACGAAGGAUACAAGAUUAAUUUCUUUG